Neocloeon triangulifer is the source of this 1860-nucleotide messenger RNA. RefSeq lists its product as uncharacterized. Bases 716 to 1303 code for a protein of 195 amino acids. NCBI's taxonomy places the organism in Eukaryota, Metazoa, Arthropoda, Insecta, Ephemeroptera, Baetidae. The record is from RefSeq and is a predicted model, not a curated record. The transcript has 6 exons.
UACGUGCUGCGAUGCAAUUAGGGCCGGCGAUCAAUUAGAAGGCAGUGCACGUGGCCCGCGAGAGGCGGCCAUGGUGGUCCAGCGCACAGGGCAGGCGUGGCCGCCGUUUGUCAUCUUUAUUGCCUGUGCAGUCAGGCAGCGACUCACUACCGUCGGGGUCACGCCCAGGUCAGGGGUCGGCCUAAUUGACUCGCUCGCAUCCACAAACACACGUGGUGCUUGCUGCGGAGGGUGCAAAAGGAACAGGGUGCAGGUCUUGCGCGUGGCGGCUGCGGCGGCCGCGGCUGCUGCCGCCGAGUCCCGCCUCGGGGAGGGGACUGAGGGGUGGAGUGGCGCGGCCGCUAGUCCUGCUGCUCGGCUUGAGUCAAGUCAGUCAGUCAGUCAGUGGGAUAGACAGAGUGAUCGGCGAAGAUCGGCACCGGCACAGCAUCCCGCAAUCUCUGCAGUGUUGAUUAUCCUCUCGUGCGCCGUGGAUUUUUCCUGAAUUAGUGAAAUCAGUGCUUGAGUGUCCGACUUUAGUGUGAGUCCAAAGCGUCCGACAGCGUCCGAGGCCACCGCGAUGACGGCGAGCAGCACCUGACCCCGCCGGACUUCCUCAUUUCACUCGCAGCUUGGGUUUCGGAUCACAAUUUCUAGGAGCGCUGGGUGAUGGUGGAGCAAUGAUCUGGAGGUGGCGCCGCCCCUUGCCUCCGGAGGCAGUCGCCGCCCCACGACUAUGCGAAUAGUCCUGCUGCUCGCGGUGCUGUUCGUGGCCGCCUGGCUGUCCGAGGCCAUGGCCGCUGGCCUGCCCGCCAACUCGACGCUGAUGCUGCAAAACCACAGGGGGCACCGCUCACCCAGAUCACCAAAGGCGCACUUGAUGAUCACUGACGACAAUUGGGACCCGUACACGUUCAUCCCGGUGAAGGAGGUGCAGGCCCUUCUGAUGCGCAACGGCACACAAGAUUGUUGUCCCGCAUUUGAAAACCAUACCUACAUCCAAGUGGGUAAAAACAGAGACGGCAACACAGUCAAUAUAGCCAAAUUAGAGGUACCUCAGUUUUUUGUCGAGUUCAUAUGCAAGCCCCAAGUGGUGAACAAGCCGUGCCGCCUUGCCGACCGAAAGCUGAUCAACCAAACCAGGUGUGUGCAGCAAUACUCGUACUCUUACGCGGCAGUGGGCAACGGGACGGAAAUUGAGCACAUUGAAGUGAGGGCGGGCUGCGCGUGCAAGGUGUUCCCCAAGGAGUCCGAGGACACCAAGAAGGGGCACAAGUUGCGCCACCAACACAGGGGCCAACAGAGGCACAAGAAAUCCGACUGAUCCUGUACAUAAGUAUUCUAUAGCGUACUACUUUUAAUUAAUGUAAUAAUUAAUUAUGAAACCCACACACAAAAUAACUAUGUAAUUAUUGUGCUCGCACAGAUCGUGCUCUGCUUCUCUCUAAUACUCUUGUCGUCGUCGUUGUUGCUCUUGUUGAAAAUGAAAAAAAAAAUGUUUUUUUUUCUUCUAAAAUCUUAUACAAGCGUCAAAAUUGUUUUGUCAAUACUCUGAGCAAAUAAACACGUAUCGCUUAAUUACCGCUCACCCUCUUACACAUUUUUAAAAAAUACUGGCGACUUUUAUUUAAUGAUUUCCUUUGAUAAACUUAUAAUUUUAUAUUCGAUGGAUUGUCAGAUUUUAGAGAGUGAAUUAUUUUUUCAAUUAAAACAACUAAAUAUUUUGUUUUUGUACAAAAAAAAAUUUAUAAUUAUAAUUAACAAUAUCCAGUUUAAUUUGAGAUAUUGUCAUGCUUGGUGACCUUAACAAUGUUAACCUGUAUAUGAAGGCAAGGUUUGUCAGCAGCAUUAAAUAGAGCUGAAAAUUGCCAGGUUCCUCCG